AUGUCGCUGAAACGAGUUCUUAUUGUAAAUAAAUCAUUCCCGGUCGCCGGUUUAGAACUUUUGAAAAACAAAGUUGAAGCGGUCGUGCUUCCGCACUUGGACUACGAAGCAGAGAGCUUGCCGAAUAUCAAAAACAACCUCAAAGGAUUCGACGCUUUAAUAUGGAACACCAAACACAAACUUACUGGAGAAUUAUUGGCAAUAGCAGGACCUCAACUAAAAGCCGUAUCAACAAUGGCGUCAGGCAUCGACCACAUCGACGUCGCAGAGAUCAAGAAACGUGACAUUCCAUUAGGAAAUACUCCACAAGUAUUAGAUGAUGCUGUCGCAGAUAUUACUGUUGGACUUAUCAUUGCUGCUGCAAGGAGGUUCAAGGAAGGAGUUCAGGAGUUGGAGGCAGGCGAAUGGAAGUACGGUGUCCAAUGGAUGGUGGGGCAGGACAUUUCUGGCAGCACAGUUGGGAUCGUGGGCUUCGGGGGUAUAGGACAGGCAGUGCUCCGAAGAUUGAGGGGGUUCGAUGUCGCUAAAUUCCUGUAUAGUGGACGCAGUGACAAGCCUGAAGCAAAAACCUUGGGAGCGGAACGAGUGCCACUAGACCAGUUGCUAAGGGAGAGCGACUUCGUGGUCCUCUCGUGUCCCCUUACGAAGGAGACCAGACAUCUGAUCAACACUGAAUCACUCAAGACAAUGAAGAAGACCGCUGUAGUCGUCAAUAUCGGGAGAGGAGAGUUAAUAGACCAAGAAGCUUUAUACAAUGCUCUGAAAGAGAAGCAGAUCUUCGCAGCAGGAUUGGAUGUCACUACUCCAGAGCCAUUAAAGAACGACCAUCCUCUUGUCUCUUUGCCGAACUGUUACAUUUUACCCCACAUGGGUAGCGCGACAGUUGACACCAGAAACAAGAUGGCGUCUAUAUCAGCACAGAACGUAUUAUUGGCACUAGAAGGAAAACCUAUGCUGUUUCCUUGUUGA
Spodoptera littoralis (African cotton leafworm) is the source of this 969-nucleotide messenger RNA. The record is from the annotation of a GenBank genome assembly. Lineage: Eukaryota; Metazoa; Arthropoda; Insecta; Lepidoptera; Noctuidae.